This is a messenger RNA of Endocarpon pusillum Z07020, 1548 nucleotides long. RefSeq lists its product as uncharacterized. The transcript has a single exon. NCBI's taxonomy places the organism in Eukaryota, Fungi, Ascomycota, Eurotiomycetes, Verrucariales, Verrucariaceae. Bases 1 to 1548 code for a protein of 515 amino acids. The record is from RefSeq and is a predicted model, not a curated record.
AUGGCCGGAAUCUUAGAUCGCUGUGUGCCUUCACGACGGCUGGAAAGGAGACGUCAACGGGCUCUACACGAGAACCUGGACGCUCGUUUCGGAGAUACGCACAUCACAGCUCCUACAGAAGGCGCAUGGAACCAGAUUGGCAGCGAUGCAGGCAAAGAAUAUCAACCACGCCCUGUCAUCAGUGGUGGAUGGAGUCCUGGGAUGCCGUCAUGUGAACCACCAACUGUAUCGAGGUUGUCAGUGGAGAAUGCUAUUGAAGAUGGUUCUCACGAUAAGGAAUCUCAAAGGCAUAACUUUACUAUCACUAUUCCAUUUCCCUGGCCUUCCCGAAAAUCACAUACUCGGGCAUUAUCACUCGCAAAUAAGGCGGAAAUCAACUCGAGCAAAAAUGAGGAGCAAGGAGAGCUUAGUCCACGAUCAUUGACGUCCUCGCCCGAACCUACCCCAAGAUCCUUCAUCUCAUCACCAGACCCAAACACCAAAUCAUUUGUCUCAUCACCAAAUACUACUUUACCGUCACAAGCCACCUCUCCUGUGGUUAUCUACAAGCCAGUGUCUGAAGAGUACAAGCAGCAGCUCGCCGAAAUGGCUGGUGGUAUUACUCGAUUUGCAUCGUUUUCUUCCCCACCACCAGAUCGACUCCAGAAUACCUCACCAAUCAACGUCACCUAUAAGCCGGCCUCAGAAGACUUUGUCAAGGAGAUGGCAGAGGCGGGUAUGGGGCUCAGUCCUAUGAUACCACAGAGAGAGACCUUUUCACAUCCUCAUGCCUCGUCGAAGUCUACUCAGAUAGGCCUACCUCUAGAUCCGAGACCGACACUAGUAUACUCGCCAGAGCCACGGGAUGCGACAACGGGGAUGCCAGAAAACCCAGAAACAACAUCUAGGAUUCGCUCACCGGAUCUAUCACUGGGCCUGCCUGCCGAGCCACGAGUCGGCACUUCACGUUCCGCAUCUCGAGGUCCUACAGCCGACCGAAUCGGCACGACUCGCUCAGUCUCGCGAGGGCCGGCACCUGAUCGAGCAGGAACCACACGAUCUUCUUCCCGCGGUCCCGCAUUCGAGAGGAAAGGCAGCGUGCACUAUUCGUCAAGACCGAGUCUAGAUCACCAUGCAAACAGGCGUUCAGCUUCUCGAGGCCCCCUUCAUGAACGCACGGGAAAUGCAUUACAGAACCGCUCUGCUUCAUGCGUUCCAACCUCUACACGAACGCCAUACCGUGAGUCUGUCUCCUCGGAUUCUAGCACGGGAAGCGGUAUCACUCCCUCUUCAAGCCCAACGCUCAACGAUCCCUCCGUAAUCAACACCACCACCAACACCAAGCGUCUCAGCAAAGCUGAGAGGAGUCACCAAGGUAGUGUUGGCAGUGCAACCGGCUACUACUCAGCAGUCGCCAAGGAAUACAGGAGGAUAGCCAGCGAUGUGGAGGACAUGGAGUACGAGAAACGCAGGCAGCAGGAGAUUGAGGACGACAGGAGGAGGAAGAGGAAAGAGAAGGCUUUUCAGGGUCCACAGGAGAUGGUCCCGGAUGCGGAUGAGCUUUGGUGA